Durio zibethinus is the source of this 3058-nucleotide messenger RNA. RefSeq names its product U-box domain-containing protein 4-like. Gene Ontology annotation, biological process: protein ubiquitination. Gene Ontology annotation, molecular function: protein binding; ubiquitin-protein transferase activity. The record is from RefSeq and is a predicted model, not a curated record. Lineage: Eukaryota; Viridiplantae; Streptophyta; Magnoliopsida; Malvales; Malvaceae.
CAUCCCUACAAGUGAUUCUGGCUGCUGCUGAAAGAAACCCCAAAAUUUCCAGUCAAAAUAUUCAUAAAGAAAUUCCAAAAUGACGACAAUGUCCGGCUCUCCAACUAAUCAACCUCCGCAAGCGAUAAAAUAAGAAAUUUAACUAACCCCAUUAUUUAAUCCCCAAAAAUUGAAAAAAAAAAACAAAAAAACAAAUCGAAGGCAGAGACUACUAGAAAAAAGACCAAAAAAGGAAAAAAAACCAAAAAACCCAAAAUUCAAAGCUGCAUUCAGGGAUUGCUACUUGGUGAAGUUGAGAUUUCAAAGAAUCUGUGUGGUUCUUUUUAUCAAGAUAGUGCAGCUACAUAGGCUAUGAUACAGAUGUUCAAAAAGGUUUUCAUCAGUUUUAUGAAAUAAUAUGGUUUCCCAAGGAUCGGUGAUUGAGAAAGAAUUUUGCUGUUAGAUUUUACGAGAAAAGGUCAUAUGGAGAUAUCUUUGUUAAAAGCACUUCUUAGUAACAUUUCCUCUUUUUUGAAUUUGUCAUCUUUUGAGAACAUUAACUCAGAACCAGUUCAGAAGUACUACCAGAGGGCAGAAGAGAUACUAAAGUUGUUGAAGCCAAUUCUUAACGUAGUCGUUGAUUCAGAAAUUACUUCUGAUGAAGUGCUUGGUAAGGCAUUUGAAGGAUUGGGUCUCUCUAUCAAGGAAUUGAGAGAGCAAUUUGAAAGCUGGCAACCACUUUUGAGUAAAGUCUACUUUGUUCUGCAAGCUGAAUCGUUAAUAUUGAAGAUCCGAAAUUCUAGCCUGGAUAUAUUCGAGUUCUUGAAGUCUUCCCAUCAGCACCUGCCUGAUGAAUUGAGUUCAGCAUCUCUUGAGCACUGCUUGCAGAAAAUUAAGUAUGUAGGAUAUGAACAAACAUCAUCUGUCAUUAGGGAAACCAUAAGGGAUCAAGGGGAUAGUGUUGGACCAAGCUCAGAAAUACUAGUCAAAAUUGCAGAGAGCCUGAGCUUGAGGUCAAACCAGGAGAUUUUGAUAGAGGCUGUGGCCCUUGAAAAGUUGAAGGAGAAUGCUGAACAAGCUGAAAAAAGUGCAGAAGCUAAGUUUAUUGAUCAAAUGGUUGCUCUUGUAACUCGCAUGCAUGAUCAACUUGUCUUGAUAAAACAAUCUCAGACCUGUAGUCCGAUUCCCAUACCUACUGAUUUCUGCUGCCCCCUUUCCCUAGAGCUAAUGACUGAUCCAGUGAUUGUGGCAUCAGGACAAACCUAUGAGCGGGCUUUCAUCAAGAAAUGGAUUGAUCUUGGGCUCACCGUGUGCCCCAAGACACGGCAGACUUUGGCUCAUACCAAUCUUAUACCCAAUUACACAGUAAAGGCACUAAUUGCUAACUGGUGUGAGUCAAACAAUGUGAAGUUGCCUGAUCCCAUGAAGUCCAUGAGUUUAAGCCAGCCCUAUCCCCUUCUUAUGCAAGCAGAGUAUAGCUUGCCUAGGGAUUCAAUUAGUUUUCCACUUUCUAGAAUCAGCCAACCAAUGUCACCCGAGUCACGGUCUACAGGUCAAUCUGGCAUGAACCUAAUCACAUCCAGUGGAAGUCAUCGGGAGGGAACCUCCUCUCUACAUCCUCAUUCUACCUCAGAGGAUUCCUUGCCAGUUGUAACUGGAAAUGGAGAGGGUCUGGACGUUGCAAGAAUAUCAAUAAAUUGUGCCGAAGACAGGUCAACCUUGGAACAAAGGAGUAGCAAUUCAGUUGCCCAGGCCCCAAUGUCACCUUCUAAUAAUGCUGGACAGACAUCUCAGAACCAUACAAGAUCUGCUUCAGCCUCUAGUACACUUUCUAAUUCAGAUUUUCCUCUAGGAGCAGUUGGAGAUGCCUAUGAGACUUCUGAGGGGUCAACAAAUCUUGCAGCCUACAGUAGUGAUCUUUCUGGAGAGGUGAAAUCUGACCCACAGCCUGCAGCUAGCUCAGCCAUUCCACAGAGAGAACCUGAGUUCCCUCCUCAAUUGAUGGAAGCACGAUCCCGAAGCCUAACAACCUGGCGCCGGCCAUCAGAGAGAUUUAUUCCAAGGAUAGUUUCUUCUCCUGGCAUUGAGAACAGGACUGACCUUUCUGGCAUUGAAACCGCGGUUAAGAAGUUGGUAGAGGACUUGAAGAGCACUUCAGUUGAUUCACAAAGAGAGGCUACAGGUCAACUCAGGUUACUUGCCAAGCACAAUAUGGAUAAUCGGAUUAUAAUAGCAAACUGUGGGGCCAUUCGCUUGUUAGUUGAUUUGCUUCGAUCACCUGAUACAAGGACUCAGGAAAAUGCUGUUACAGCACUUCUUAACUUGUCAAUAAAUGAUAACAACAAAACAGCUAUUGCUAAUGCAAAUGCAAUUGAGCCUCUGAUUCAUGUCCUUGAGACAGGAAGUCCUGAAGCUAAAGAAAACUCAGCUGCCACUCUCUUCAGCCUCUCAGUUAUUGAGGAUAACAAAGUCAAGAUUGGAAGGUCUGGGGCAAUCAAGCCUCUUGUUGAUUUAUUGGGGAAUGGUACUCCUAGGGGAAAGAAAGAUGCAGCUACAGCCUUGUUUAAUCUGUCAAUUUUUCAUGAAAACAAGGCCCGAAUUGUGCAAGCUGGUGCUGUAAGACACCUUGUGGAGUUGAUGGACCCAGCAGCUGGAAUGGUUGAUAAGGCAGUUGCUGUUUUGGCAAAUCUUGCUACAAUUCCUGAAGGGAGGACUGCUAUUGGGCUGGAGGGUGGGAUUCCCGUGCUGGUUGAGGUUGUUGAGUUGGGUUCAGCAAGAGGAAAGGAGAAUGCUGCCGCUGCUCUUUUACAGCUCUGCACAACCAGUGGUAGGUUUUGCAGUAUGGUGCUCCAAGAAGGAGCUGUUCCACCACUAGUGGCCUUGUCCCAGUCUGGCACCGCGAGAGCUAAAGAGAAGGCACAGGCACUUCUAAGCUACUUCAGAAACCAUCGACAUGGUAAUGCUGGAAGAGGCUGAGAGUAGGAAAACAACGUUCAUUGCCAUCCAAGGCAACCAAGAGCAGGCAUUUUAUGAUGUAUUUCCCAUGAUUUUGAGAAACCAAUUACAUUUUGUCUGCUCU